AAGACUCAGUAAUGACCCGUGUGGUCUGUGAGCUGAGACGGCAGUGUGGGAAGUUGACCUGCAGGACUAUCCCACUUUUGGUGUUGCUCAAUAACAAACACUGGUUAUGGCACUAGGUACAGCUUUAAAAGAGAGAGGCACUGUCACACCACUGUUGACUCUGGCUUCAUCCAAGGUGAGAGUUUAGCUUUUUAAACGACUCUGAGUCUGAACUGUGAGUUUGUUUUUGGAGGUAAACGCGGAUACAUACCGGUGCAGACGCAGACGCAGACGCAGCCGCAGCCUCCGAACUGCAGCUGGUUGUCAAAAUAUUUCUCCCUUUUGGAUAUUUAUAGUUUAUAAUCUGGCAGUGCAGCUAGGGCAAUCGCAAACGGACGACAAUGUGCUCGGUAAUAAGCAGGGUGAGACCGGUUCAACGGGCUCUGGCUCUCACGCGUCGCCUGAGGACAAGCACCGAGGGUUCGAGUUCCGCUGCAGCCGAGAGAAGGCGCUUCUGUCCCGGCGUCAGUAAUGGCAUUCACCCGCUGCGAGCACCGAGCAGGUCGUACUGCUCCAGGAUGGCGCUCACCCAAGGACUGCUCUUCAGACAGCUGUUCGAGUCGGAGAGCAGCACCUACACCUACCUGCUCGCAGACACGGAGACCAAGGAGGCGAUCCUCAUCGAUCCUGUGCUGGAGACCAUUGACAGGGACCUGAAGCUCAUACAUGAACUGGGGCUCAAUCUGAAAGUGGCAGUAAACACCCACUGCCAUGCGGACCACAUCACAAGCACUGGGCUGAUGAAGAAAAGAUUGGUUGGGCUGAAGAGUGCAAUCUCCAAACGCAGCGGUGCCUCUGCAGACAUCCACCUGUCAGAGGGAGACAAGAUCGCCUUCGGAAAACACUAUCUGACAGUGAGAGAAACACCGGGACACACUGAUGGGUGUGUGACGCUGGUGUCAGGGGACCAGAGCAUGGCUUUCACUGGGGACGCUCUACUCAUCAGGGGCUGUGGCCGGACAGACUUCCAGCAGGGUAGCGCUAAGAGGCUCUAUGAGUCAAUCCAUCAGAAGAUCUUUACUCUGCCUGACGACUGCCUCGUGUACCCAGCACACGACUACAGAGGUCAGAUGGCGUCUACAGUCGGUGAGGAGCGCAAGUUUAACCCACGCUUGACCAAAGGCCUGGAGCACUUUGUGGACAUCAUGAACAAUCUGAACCUCCCGAAGCCUGGGAAAAUAGAUAUUUCAGUGCCUGCUAAUCUGGUUUGUGGAGUACACGAAGUCUGAACGUCCUGCAAAAGGGAGGAAUUGAAUCAAAUCAACUACAAAGUAGCAAAGUGAUUAACAUUUACAUGUUUGUAUCUGAGCAGGAUUCACCAAAAACUGCUUACCAUGAUGUGCUUUAUUACUUGUAUUUAUGCAGAUGUGUAUUUUAAUAGCUGUGUUGUCAUUUGCAGCUACUGACAUCAAUGUGAUUAUGCUUAAAAUAGAAAUCCAAUCAGUUCUAUGAUUAGAAAUGAGUGCUAAAGAUCUGUACAUGAUGAAAAACCACUAAAAUAAUUGUUUUUCUGUGUUUUUAUUGAAUGUAAAUGUGGGAAUUCUUGACUUUUUAUUCAGCUGCUUUUUGAAUUGAGGACAUUUACGAGUAGGGCUUAGAUUGGAAUGUUUCCUGGUUCAGUAUUGAUAAAUGUUUAACUGGGAAAAUUGAGUUCUUCCACAUGGAGCCCGAGUUUAGCAGCUCACCAGCCAGUAAUACAGGUUCGUUUGGUAGUGUCGGCCUCUGACCCGGCUUCAUGCCUCUCCCAGAGAAACUUGCUCAGGUGAUAGUUUGCUGUAUGAUUGUGUUGGACUGAUUAUGAGCUUUUAAGAGUCAGCAUCAAAAUGUUUCUGAACCGGUUUUAAAGAUAUACAUUUCUGUAACAUUUCUGCAUUGAAAUGUCUAAACACCCUAGACCUAUGUUAUAUGUUUUGUUGAGUUGUGUGCUUACAUUAUCCCAGAUGUUUUCAAUGUUCAAACUUAGAGAAAUACUUAAUUUUAUUCCAGUAAUGGUGAAUAUGUGAAUAAAACUUUUUUUUAAUAUUCGCUUUUCUGUGA
Morone saxatilis (striped sea-bass) is the source of this 2076-nucleotide messenger RNA. RefSeq names its product ETHE1 persulfide dioxygenase (gene ethe1). Gene Ontology annotation, molecular function: sulfur dioxygenase activity. NCBI's taxonomy places the organism in Eukaryota, Metazoa, Chordata, Actinopteri, Moronidae. The record is from RefSeq and is a predicted model, not a curated record. The transcript is spliced from 7 exons. Gene Ontology annotation, biological process: hydrogen sulfide metabolic process; glutathione metabolic process. The coding region runs from base 381 to 1268 and encodes 295 amino acids.